UUACAGUCUGAGAAACAACACAUAAAGCAAUUCCAGUAACUCAUCAGUCAUAACUCAAUCCAACUGCGGAGAAUCAUCUCAUUUCACAUUUUUUGGACAUUACACUUGUACUCGCGCAUCACCGCGAAGAUCGCUUCGCUUCUCCCAAAUUUUGGAUGUCUUGGCCAUCUUUUUGAUUCAUGGAUUUGGUUAAGGAAGUUGGGGCAGUUGACACCUCUGUUGAAGAAAAAACAGUUUCUGUUGAAGGAGAUGGAAUUCUAGAACCAUAUGUGGGUAUGGAAUUUGAAUCCGAAGAUGCUGCUAGGAAAUUCUACAUUGAGUAUGCCAGAAGGGUAGGAUUUGUUGUGCGAAUUAUGCAACGGCGUCGUUCUGGGAUUGAUGGCAGAACACUUGCUCGUCGACUUGGAUGUAAUAAACAGGGGUUUUCACCUAAUCAUAAGAGCACAAUUGGACCAGAUAAGAAGACACGGUCUAGUGCACGGGAAGGUUGCAAGGCAACAAUCCUGGUGAAAAUGGAAAAGUCUGGAAAAUGGGUUGUUACAAGAUUUGAAAAAGAUCAUAAUCAUCCUCUGGUUGUUACUGCUAACGGAUUCAGUACAGCGGGUGACAAAGAUAAGAAAAUUGAAGAACUAACUAAAGAGUUGGAGCAUCAAGAGCAAUUAUGUGCAGUUUACAGGGAAAGGUUGCUUAGUUUUAUGAAUAGUGUUGAGGAGCAAACUGAAGAACUAUCUUCAAAAAUUAAAGUUAUCAUUGACAAUGUGAGGAAAGUUGAAUCUGAAGUGCAAAAGUUUCCCCAUCGUAGAUAGCACUGGCGUUUAACUUGAGCAUUUAGGUAUUAUCAUAAAUACAUUUGGUCAUGCACAGAAUGUAUUAGAUUCAAUUUCUUCUACUCAAAAUGUUUAGCAUUCAGUGCGCUGUAACAGUACUACUCAUUAGAUGCAAUAGAAAUUUCACACGGUCGGCUCUCUCUAAUUUAAAUGUCGGUGCAAAGGAAAAUUUUAUUAGAUGCACGAGGAUGGCUACAAAAAGGUAGAGAAAGCUCUUGGUUCAACUGCAAGUCUGCAACUGCAUUAGAAAGCAACUUAACGGCUGCCUAGAGGGUAAGCUGAAACAUCCAACUCUCUAGAACGCUGUCUUCUGCAAUAUAACCUAUACUGAAGAAUAAGCAUAAACUGGAUUGUUUUUCUUUCCUAUUUUUUAUUUUUCGGUUUUCUGUUCUCAAACUCCAGAUCUUACAGCCCUAUCUAUAGAUGAUUCCAGCGCCAAUGAGCUUGAUGGACCCUGAUUUUCUUCCAAAACACUUGUAACAAUACCUAGACAUUGUUUGGUUGAGGAUAAGUGCACUAAGAAAGUAGAACUUCUUGGGAAUUGCCCAAAAAAAAAGUCUUUAUUUAGUUUGUAUUAUUAAAUCAGCUUCUUGAUAAGUAGGCUAUUCAACUUCUUGUGUGCAAAGGAAGUAACUUUCCUAAGUAGAAUUUGGUAAGUUGUAUUUCCCAAUUUAAGUGCAAUGUAAUAUCAAUUAGUCUUUUGAUUUA
This is a messenger RNA of Hevea brasiliensis (rubber tree), 1535 nucleotides long. RefSeq names its product protein FAR1-RELATED SEQUENCE 5. Bases 180 to 806 code for a protein of 208 amino acids. The transcript has 3 exons. Lineage: Eukaryota; Viridiplantae; Streptophyta; Magnoliopsida; Malpighiales; Euphorbiaceae. The record is from RefSeq and is a predicted model, not a curated record.